UGUGUGUAAGACUUGCAGGGUAGUGGAGAGCGGAGUAUAUCCAGCUCUCUCUAAAACAACUUCUCAACACGGAAUCCGUCCUGGAGUUUGGCACCGGAGUCGCCGACCAUCUCUGGUUUUGUCCCGGGACUCAGCAGAGGGAUCGUUGCUUCCGCCGCAGCGACAGACAUCGCCGGGACCUCGGCGUUGAGAGGAUUUAUUUCGGGGUGAACAUUUACAGCUCGAGGAGUUCGCGAAGCUCGAGGGAGAAACUCUGUAAAAGUUUUGGAGUUGUGUUUUUCUGAUGCUCUUUUGCGUGCGCGCGCGUGUGUGUGUGUGUGUGUGUGUUCAUGUAAACGGAUCCGUUUCCCGAGAGGUCUGACUAUGGUUUGUGGAUCGUGUGCGGGAUCUCCAGAGUGUUGGGGAGUUGACGGCUUUGUGAGAGGGCUGGCAUGAGUUUUCGUCUUAAUUGAGUCGGCGACAGCAGGUCACCGAGCAGUGGCUGUAGCCUUCUCCCUCUGCAGCCGGCGGUGAUGCUCCACGCGACGCAUGACUGGAUGUGACUUUCUGAUGCUGCGGGAGAGCCAGGAGACGGCGACCACCGGCUGCGCAUGUUGCGCGCACCCGGCACAUACCAUCGCUGUUGCGCGACGACUGUAAAUCGAUGUGGCAUCUUCCGAGCCCCGGACGGGAGCGACAGGACACAUCCAAAACUGUCUAGGCUGUCGUAUGUUUAAGUCGAAACGCUCAGGUCUCGUACGGCGACUCUGGAGAAGCCGUCUGGUCACCGAGAGCGACGGGCGGGAUGGAGGCAGAAGAGGUGAGGGAGGACGCAGCGGCGCCUGCGGAAUUCACUCCGGGAAGCUCCACAGACACGAGCAGCGGUCGGUGACACGCGCCGACCCUGCUCCGGGACUCGCGGGGGAGGCUGGGGCCCCGACGGAGUGCGCCGAGAGGGAGGACGAGGAGCAGCCCGACGAUGACCGCGGUGCCAUGUGCGUCCCGGAGCACCGGGGCCGUCGGCCGGGACAGGAGGGCGACAGUAGUACGGUGACGUGCUGUUUGUUUGGGGAAUGGGACCUGCGACCGCGGAGCCCCCACUGGGCCCCGGGGAAAGUCGGGGGGGGGCCUUGUCAGUGCGCGGCGAGGCCCGCCGGGCUGGAGGACGAACUCGCGGGCACCGCGCAUGUUUUCCUGAAGAGACUCAAGGAGAGAUCUCUGGAGGCCCUGGCGCGGGCCGUGGACGCCAAGGGAGGGCUGCCCAGCGAGUGCGUCAUGGUGCCGGGCACUGAGCUGCGGCUCGGAGCUCAUCGCGCCUCCCCACAGUUUCUCCUGUGCAGGCUGUACCGCUGGAGCGACCUGCCGCUCGCCGCACAACUCAAACCACUGUGCCACUGCGAGAGCUUUGGCGCAGCGGACGGCGCCAAGGUGUGCUGCAACCCCCAUCACUACAGCCGCCUAUGUGGGCCAGAAUCACCUCCGCCCCCAUACUCUCUGUCCCGUUCAGAUGAACACAAGCCACUGGACUCAACUCUGUCUUACACUGAAACUGUGCCCCCGCUCCCCUCCAGUCCGCCUCACAUUACGCCAAGAGACUUCACAGACACUGGUACCUCCCUCGGCUCCUCGACCUCCGGCGGACAUCGCUCCCACUGGUGCAGCGUUGCCUACUGGGAGCAGCGCACGCGCGUGGGUCGCCUUUAUCCAGCCUACGAGCCCUCGCUCAGUAUCUUCUAUGACCUACCUCAGGGCACGGGCCUCUGCCUCGGCCAGCUCCACGCCAAUGCCUACCACAGCCGCCGCGACGACCCGGGCAGUCACGGAACAUCGGGCCUUCACGGACAUUACAGUCACGGAGGUGGAGGGAGCAGCGGCAGAAGCAGCAGCAGCAGCAGCAGCAGCAGCAGCAGCGUACAACAGAUUCGCAGUAAAAUCGGUUUCGGCAUCGUGCUGAGCCGUGAGCCAGACGGAGUGUGGGUGUACAAUCGCAGCCAGCACCCGGUGUUCGUCCACUCACCCACUCUGGACCCGCCCAGUGCUCGGGGGCUGAGUGUGAAGAGGGUGAUGCCGGGCUUCUCCCUCAAGGUGUUUGACUAUGAACGCUCCAGCUGGAUGGCCGAGCACGACGUGAAGCCUGAGAGCCAGGAGGGGCCCUGGGACCCCCACAGUGUUCGCAUCAGUUUUGCUAAAGGAUGGGGCCCGUGCUACUCCAGACAGUUCAUCACCUCCUGUCCCUGCUGGCUGGAGGUGCUACUAAACAGCCACAGAUAGCAACGCAGGCACACACUCACAGACUCACAUGAUGUUUCCUGAACCCAGUAUCCUAAUUGUAAUCUACCUAGAUUUAAUAUAAAAUUUAUAUAUUAUAUAAAAUAUAUUAUACUUGUAAAUACUCGAGUCAUUUUUACAAUGCAAUUAUUUAUGUAUAGUGUAAUGUGUAUAUGGAUAAAAAUAAAAAAAGGAACAAGAAUAUGCACUUUCCAUUCUAUAUAUGCAUUUCAGAUUCUCAGUGUCAUUUUGCAGACGUAAACUGUAAAAACAAUACAAACCUGGUUUGUGUUCUCAUGAUUUAGUGAAUUCCAUAAACAUGUAUGCCAUACACACAUUCUCAAUAAAGUAUUUGUAUUAAACGUA
Molecule: messenger RNA, 2613 nt
Organism: Scophthalmus maximus (turbot)
Lineage: Eukaryota; Metazoa; Chordata; Actinopteri; Pleuronectiformes; Scophthalmidae
Product: mothers against decapentaplegic homolog 6-like
Exons: 4
Coding region: 709-2250 (513 amino acids)
Biological process (GO): cell differentiation; transforming growth factor beta receptor signaling pathway; regulation of transcription by RNA polymerase II
Cellular component (GO): heteromeric SMAD protein complex
Molecular function (GO): transcription regulator inhibitor activity; I-SMAD binding
Source: RefSeq, a predicted model, not a curated record